Stylonychia lemnae is the source of this 633-nucleotide messenger RNA. NCBI's taxonomy places the organism in Eukaryota, Ciliophora, Spirotrichea, Sporadotrichida, Oxytrichidae. The record is from the annotation of a GenBank genome assembly.
AUGCUAAAAGUAAUCACUCUCAUAGUUGGAACUGCCUCAAUUGCUAAUGCAGCUAAUUAAGGAUUUGGUAACAAAAAAUAAUACUAUCUCGAUUACCCUAUCUAAUUGGAUGCAAGAGUUAAUAUUUAUCACCCAUUAGCUCCUAAAGUCUAAGGAUUUGCUGACACUUUUCAUGCUCACUAUAACAGCAUAAGCGGAGUACCUCUCGCAGGACUUCAAUUUAUUGAAGGACUUUUCGAUGGACUUUUUAACACAGAUUUUAGCGCUAUUGAAUAAUGCCAAAGUGGUGCUGCUGAUCUCUUCACGUAGUUCGACAAUGCAAUUCACGAUUUCUCAUCAAUGAGUAUUUCAGGAGUCACCACUGGCUGUAAACAUUUAUAUGAUGCAAUCAAGUAAAUUCCAUCUGAAUUCUCUACCUGUAAAGCAAUUAGUGGAAAUUUAGCAUCAGUCACAGCUUGGAUCAAGAAGUUCGCCAACCCAGCUGUAAUGGCUGCUAAGAUUUCAAAGAACAUGAUAUUCCAUGCCAUAGGUGUGUAUAAAGAUGCGAAGUCAGGCAUUUCUUCUUGGAAUUCAAAGGAUUUUAAGACAUCAGGAUAAAACUUCGGCCAUAUUCUCUAAGUGUUAACUAACUGA